AUGUCAGGUAGAAAUAAUCGAUAUGAUUAUGAUUAUAAGAAGCAGCGAAAGAGUUUCUACCCCAAAAGAAGUCUCAGCUCUUCAGGGCCAGAGAUUCCCAACGGUAGUUCCAGUGCCAAUGGUUCUAUAACUCCCCUGUCAUCGAAUUCCAUAAAUCCCAAUGUUAAUCCCAAUUCAAAUGUAAAUAAUUCACCAAAUACUAAUAAUGGCCGUCCACGAUAUUCAAGUUAUGGUUCUUAUAAUUCCAAAUAUAAUAACUAUUACCCAAGUUAUGGUUCUUAUAACACUUUUAAACGAGAAUCCAAAUCUUUAGAUUAUAGAUACGAUAGUUAUAAGAACUAUAACAGGAAUCGUUCAUCAUUAUCUAAUUCGGUGAAGAGAAGAAAUAGUUCUUUAGUGAACUCCAAAAGAGCUGACACUUAUUAUCCAAAGGGUAGUCAUUUCAAACAAGUUGAUCAUUAUUCUACCAAGAAGGAGAUUCCUGGCAGACAAAGAACAGAAUCUCCAUUGGGUUCUAAAGAUGAUGAUGAAAAUGAUGAGAGUAAAGAUGAUGAUAGUAGACUUGAUGAUAAUGAACAUGAUAAUGCAGAUGAACAUGAGGAUGACCAUGAAGAUGAAAAUGGAGAUGACCAUGAAGACGAAAGUAAUGAUGAAAAAGAUUACCAUAGUAAGCCUGAUUAUGAGAAAGCCUUCGAUGAGGAUGAUGAAAUGAAAGUCGAUGAAAGUACAGACGAUAUCGACCGAAGUCAAUUCGAAACUGAUAAAUCUUUACAAGUUAGUGAAGUUGAAAGUGAUGAAGAACCUCCACCAGGUAUGGAUGAAGAAGCAGAUACUUCGUCAUCCUUAACUCAAUUCACCACCUCAACAGAUUUCUCAGUUACUGAUAAAGUCAGACCUUUGAUAAGAUUGGAAUCGUUAUUUGAAGACCUUGAAACAGAAUUUCAAUCACAAAAUACAAAAUAUCCUCCACUUGAAAAUUUCCAACAAUUACCCUUCUAUAAGAGAAAUUUGAUCCUUCACCAGCAUCGUAAACCAUAUUUGUCAAAGUUGUUGAAAGAGAAUCACGAGAAAUUUUCCAAAUUGAAAGCUCAAUUAUGGAACGAGUAUAAAAGUUAUCAGAAGAUUUAUGAAAUCAAAUAUGCCAAUAUGGAAGAACAAUUGAAAUUCUUACAUCCUCCAAAUGAUGAACAAAGAAGAGAAUUAGAAUCUAUUGAUAUUCGUAUCAAGCAUUCUGAGCCAGAAUCAUCUUUUGCUACACCAGAUUCUUCAAGUCUUAAUAAUCCUAACUCAGGACGUAGAUCGAGGUCGGGUAGACAUGGAGAUUUAGUUACCACGGAAGCAGAAUUCGAGGAAGUCUUGAAAUCUUUAACUCAACAAGAUGAUGAAGAUCCUAUGUUGAAAGCUUUAAGGGUGAGCGCUCCCGUUCCAGCAUUGAAAUUAGAUGAACUCGAAAACAUUGAUUUCUUUGACUAUAAUAAUGUAGUUCACGAUAAAUUGAAAUGGUGUGAAAGACUCCAUGGCCAAUUUAGAACCAAUUUCAAUGAAAGGGAAAGUGAAUUAUUCUGUGAAGCAUUUGUCAAAUAUCCUAAGAAGUUCGGAUAUAUCUCAAAAUAUAUGGGAGGUUUAAGAACCGCAAGAGAAUGUGUGAUUCAUUAUUAUGUUACCAAAAAAGUGGCAAAUUACAAGGCUUUACUUAAUCAAUAUAAGAAAAAGGCAAGUAAAUCAAAGAAGAAGAAGAAACAAGCUGAAAUUAAUAAUGAAGAACCUGAACCUGAAGCUGCAAAAAUUGAACAAGUGGAAGUUCCUGUGGAAAUUCCUGUGGCUAUUCCAGUAGUUGUUCCUGUUCCUGUUGAGAAUGAAGAAUUCACUGAUACUGGUAGAAGAAAAAGAGCAGCAGCUCCUCAUUUCGAGGAUAAUAAAAAGAAGAAACUUAAGGAAGAAGAGCCAAUGGUUAAUGAAGACGAAAAGCCAAGAACAAUCUCAAGCUAUUGGAGUAUCACAGAAUCUACUCAGUUCCCUCAAUUGUUAAGUGAAUAUGGAUCCAAUUGGACUGUCAUCGCUGAUAAGUUGACAUCAAAGACAUCAACUAUGGUUAAAAAUUACUUCCAAAGAAACUGUGAAAAAUAUGGAUGGUUAGAGAUUGUGAAAAAGGUCGACGAAAAGAAUGGAGUUGUUACUGAGAAUGAUGGACCUAUGCUUGGAACUUUUGAUCGUCCACAGUAUUAUCAAAUGUAUCCCACAUAUCAACCUGGCCAACCAAUGCAAUCAAUGCAACCUAUUCAGCCAAUGCAACCAAUUCAACCAAUUCAAGGUCAACCUAUUCAACCAGUUCAACCCGUAAGUUUUCAACAACCAGUUCAACAAUCAGUUCAACAGUUGGUAUCGCAUCCUAACCUUGAACCCAUCCAUGUCCCUAAAAUUAAAACUGAGGUCCAUAAAUCUUCUAUCAUGAAUCUUCUCAAUGAUAGUCCUGUCAAAUCACCAGUCAAAGAAAACGGUCAAACAGAGUUACCCAAAUCUGAACAUCCUUCAGAAAUCCCAACAAAAGAAAAUCAACCUUCCAAACCUAUAGAACAUCAUACCAUGCCCAAACUAAACGAUAUCUUAUCAUAA
Molecule: messenger RNA, 2613 nt
Organism: Yamadazyma jaroonii
Lineage: Eukaryota; Fungi; Ascomycota; Pichiomycetes; Serinales; Debaryomycetaceae
Source: the annotation of a GenBank genome assembly